Molecule: messenger RNA, 862 nt
Organism: Brassica napus (rape)
Lineage: Eukaryota; Viridiplantae; Streptophyta; Magnoliopsida; Brassicales; Brassicaceae
Product: RING-H2 finger protein ATL18-like
Exons: 1
Coding region: 336-800 (154 amino acids)
Source: RefSeq, a predicted model, not a curated record
GUGCAUCAUCUCAGUGCCACCUUUUGUGUGUUUUAACGCCGUCAUGUGAUUCAUUAAAUAUUAUUAAAUGCAGUACUAUCAGGUAAUGCUUAAGAUGGAAGCAUGUUAUCAUCUCGUACGUUGACCAUUAACUCCUCAUAAGUUUUCUUGAAGUUGGGGAAAUAGCUGACUUUUCUUAAACAAAUAAAAAUAAUAAGAGAAGGGGGGUGGUGUGGUCGGCGCCGUCCCAAAGCUCUUCCAAGUACAUAAAAAUAGUAUUCAAUGGGAGACGAUAGUAGUCUAUAUAAAUAGAAAGAUAGAGUGAGUUAGAGAAGCAGAAAGCUCAAGAAGAAAAAAUGAUUUCAUUGUUGUUUCCACGGUCUCCUUUGUGCACAGUAGCCAUACUAUUCUACACAUACGUGUGCAUUCCUUUAGGGAAGUUGAAGAAUCAGUGUGGAGAUGUUAGAUCGCAUGAUGAUGAUGAUGAAGGUUACAACCUAACCAGUGUGAUGUUUGGGGACAAGGAAAAGAAGGAGGAGGAAGAGAUAUGCUGCUCAAUAUGCCUUAUGGAUUAUGAAGAUGAGGAUGCGGUGACACAACUUCCAAGAUGUAAUCAUCUCUUCCAUGUACAUUGCAUUGAACCUUGGCUUCUCCGUGGCAGUCUCACUUGCCCUCUUUGCAGAUCUUUUGUAUUCUCUCAAACUACUACUCCUACCCACAACAAUGUUAUUAAUGUUCAUUCCUCUUCCACCUUCCAUCUCUCUCUUGUUUCUUUCUUCUUCUUGUUGUUUCUCCAUCAUCUGAUUGAAUACUUGUUGUAGCCUUCAUUCUUUGUUAGCACACUCAUUCUUUUAUAUAUACAUUUACAGUGUAUUGUUUUGUC